UCUUAAAGCUCUCUCUCUCGGGCGCAGUCACUUUGAAUGAAGGACAGGAGGAGUCCCACACCCGACUGUAAUCUGAAGGACCUAUCAUUUCCCAAUCUCGUAUGAGUGGAUUUUUCUUCUUUCUUCGAAGCAUCUUUAUUUUCUGGGCUUUGUGAACUUGCUGCUUUGUGAGAAGAUUACUGUUUGUUUCACAAACCUUAAAUUUGUUUUCUGAAGAAGCUCUCUGGGUGGUUCCCCCCCCCCCACAGCCAUUGACCAUAUGUAAUCAGAGACUUUUUUUUUGUUCUGACCGUUGACCCCCACUGUGUGACUUGUGCGUGACACCUCUCCUCGCCGACGCGAUGAGCUCCACUUUGGUGAACUCGCUGGCGAAGGUGUACGACUCGAGGACGCUGCAGCAGAGGCGCAUGCCUGCCACCGCGGGGAAGCCCACGAAGUCGCCGGCCGAGGCGGAGAUGCCGCCCGACCCGGGCUUCGGCCUCAUCGAGACCCGGAUCGAGUCCCUGAGCGGCAAGCUGGACAAGCUGAUCCACAUCCAGGAGACGGUCCUCCGCAGGCUGGACGGCAUGUCUGAGGACAUAGGAGGCAUUGAGAGGGAGAUGGAGACGCUGAAGGUGGACAAGGAGGAGGUGCAGCAGCGGCACAGCCAGCAGCAGCAGGAGGUGGCGAGUGGCACUGCCGACGUCAAAGAGAUCUGCCAGGAGAUGACCAACAUCAUGUCUGCCGUGAACCAGCGGUCGGAGCAGCAGGCCAGGAAGCUGGAGGGCAUGGAGAGGCUGGUUAUCAGCAUCCAGCAGGUCAUCGGCUUCAUUGGGGAGACGGUCAAGAGCUCCAGGAUCACCGAGCUCAUUUUCAAAAAGCAGAGCACGCAGAAGGAGGGCACCCCACCCCCCGCCAAGCAGAAACCCACCAAGGACAAACCUGCCAAGGAAAAAACUUCCAAGGAGAAACCUGCCAAGGAAAAAACUUCCAAGGAGAAACCUGCCAAGGAAAAAACUUCCAAGGAGAAACCUGCCAAGGAAAAAACUUCCAAGGAGAAACCUGGCAAGGGGAAAUCUUCCAAGGAGAAACCUGGCAAGGGGAAAUCUUCCAAAGAGAAACUCCCUAAGGAAAAACCCAUCAAGGAGAAACCUGCCAAGGAGAAACCCACCAAAGACAAAAACACAGGCAAAAAGUUACAUAAGAGGCUGCCGUUUCUGGACAAGCUCAGAGACCACAAAGGGAAAGAUGGAAAGGACAAGGCCCGCUUGAGUUUGAAAGGGUUGAAGUCCCAGAAGAAGAAGAAGCCGCCGGACACAACAGACACCAUCUCCCUCAAGAAGCAGGCGCUGCUCCUGGAGGAAGUUCAGAAGCUCAACCAACAGAAUGCAGAGAAGUCAAGCCGGCUGCUCACCCCCGAAUCCCGGAGCCUGGAGGCCGGGGAGCGGGCAGAAGGGGCCGGCGACCUGCUGGACCUCAUCCUGGACGUCCCGCGGGCACCUGUGGCCGAGCAGGAGGAGAGCGACGUGUCCGAAGCAGAGGGGGAGGCCCCGGGCCCUGAACAGAUGGCCGCCACGCACGACAAAGAGAAGGAAGAGGAACCACAGGUUUUCACCGAACCCGAGUCUGAGGACGAAGAAAAGGAAAGGGAAGAGGAAGAGAGGCUGAAGGCCCCUGAGGAGGUCAAAGGCGAGGAGGAGGCAGAGGAGGAGGCAGAGGAGGAGGAGAGUAAGGAGACAGAGGGGUUUACUGUUGAAGGCCCCGCAGAGUCUGAGGUGACAGAGACAGAGCAGCCCCUCCCAGCUCACAGUGACAGGCCUAGUGAGGUCAGCGCACUCACCCUGGAGAGGUUUUUCGAUUCUGUUUUCUCGAGUUAUGGCGACGAGGAGGCCGGUGAGGCGGCCGCCCCGGGAAAGAGACGCGUCACGGAAGAGGACCUGCAGAAGGAGGACCACAAGAAGAGCCGGGUAGAGGAGGGAGAGGAGGAGGAGACAGAGCAGGAGGAAGAGGAGAAGCCCAAGGUCCAGGACGUUUCAGAGGGAGUGGAGGCGGAGGUGGGGAAACAGACAGAGGGUAGCGAACCGGGACCGGAGGAGUACAUCAUUGACUGCAGUCCUCCCCCACCUGCCCCUUUUGAUCACCGGAUAGUCUCAGCCAAACCCAACCAGAUCAAUAACUUCUACACCAUCAACAGGGAGGAGAUCCUGGGAGGAGGUCGUUUCGGCCAAGUUCAUAAAUGUGUUGAAAAUUCUUCAGGGCUCACCUUAGCUGCUAAGAUCAUCAAGGCAAGGAGUCCGAAAGAGAAGGAGAUUGUGAAGAAUGAGAUUCAGGUCAUGAACCAGCUGAACCAUGCCAAUCUGAUCCAGCUCUAUGCUGCCUACGAAUCCAGACAUGACAUCAUCCUCGUCAUGGAGUACGUGGAUGGAGGGGAGCUCUUCGACAGGAUCAUUGACGAGAACUACAACCUGACCGAGCUGGACACUGUCCUCUUCAUCCGGCAGAUCACAGAGGGCCUGCAGUACAUGCACCAGAUGUAUAUUCUACACUUAGACCUGAAGCCCGAGAACAUCUUAUGCGUGAGCAGGGCCACUAACAAGAUCAAAAUCAUCGACUUUGGGCUGGCCAGGAGGUAUAAGCCCAGGGAGAAGCUAAGGGUAAAUUUCGGCACGCCGGAGUUCCUGGCCCCCGAGGUUAUCAACUACGAAUUCGUCUCAUUUCCUACAGACAUGUGGAGUCUGGGAGUCAUUACCUACAUGCUACUCAGCGGCCUGUCUCCUUUCCUUGGUGAGGACGACAAUGAGACGCUGAACAACAUCUUGGCCUGCCAGUGGAGCUUUGAGGAGGAGGAGUUUGCAGACAUCUCAGAGGAAGCAAAGGAAUUCAUAUCUAGGCUCCUCGUCAAGAGCAAAAGCUGGAGGAUGAGCGCUGCCGAGGCCCUGAAACACCCCUGGCUCUCUGACCGCGGGCUCCACUACCGCCUCCACCAAAAGAAGAACAAGUGCCAUUCGACACGGGCGCCGCCUGCUGAGAGCUAAGCAGAAGGGGGCGACAACUUGACAGCUCUAUCGGCAGGCACCUGAACACAGGCUCCUCGCCGUGACACGGGCUGUGGCCAAACCGGACCAACGCUGCUGUACCUGUAUGAUUACUGAACGUUGCUCUCUGCCUCGCGGGUCCCCCCAGAGCUGGCUGUAAGGUGGCUACCCCACCCACCACCCCAAAUCACCACCAGCCUUCUUACACGUGACACGUCGCAGCGCAGGAUUGGCUGCACUCUCAGCAAGGAUGACCUAUCGGUGCCCUGCAGCAAUCAUCAAGUCCUGGAUUGAGUAUCUGCCAGGCACAUGACACAGAACCACACAAUAUAUACAAAUGUGAAUUAUUCAUUAGUGCUCUUUGGUAUUUGUGAUGAGUUUGUUACUAUCUCUCUGGACAGUGUCUUCAGGUUUAGCAACAUUGCAGACAGUGCCUUUGAAAGCCGAGCCAAGCAGAGACUCUAAAGGAGGAUCUCUAGCUUUACUGUAAAGGUCACUCACUUGCCGCCCAUGCUCCUAGGAGCACAAACCUCCCUUUUUUCAUCUUGAAUUCAAUAUCAAUCGAUCAAGUUUUAUUUGUCAUAGCUCAUUUUGAGAUAGUCGCAAAGCACUGUCCAUAGUGCAUUUUCCAGAGGGAAACAAAAAACAAAAAAACCCAGGCUAAUUAGGGGAAAAAACUGGAAAAUUAGUCCCUGAUCCCAGGAAAAUGAGGUUGAGAGAUUCCUGGAAAAUAAUCAUUGAAAAGAUAACAGUAUAAACUGCGAUCAUUGGAGCCCUAAAUUCAUCUCACCCCUUCUCUCUGUUCUUACGUGCCUACAUAUUUGCUGCAUUGAGAGGGCAUUCAGAGCUCAGUGCUGCCUGCAGGAGGCUGAGUUUCAGUAGGAGAGGUUUCAUACAGCCACGGUUAUGAAGUACUGUCAAAACUUUGAUCCCACACCCAGCACCAUGUGGCCACUUCAGCUGCUACAUCUCUUUCUGCUUGAUCUUCUUGAAAAUGGGUUCAAAUUACAAGUAAUCUGGUGCGUCCCGGCACAUGCCCCUGUUUUACUAAAGUUGACCCAAAUUUAGUCUUCAUUUCAUUUAAAUGGUUUAGAUGGGGUACAUGAAAUUUCAUCUUUUUUCUGCAUUUCAUGACUGGAAAUGCAUCAUUGAAAGUGCUAAGAUUAAAUUUGUUUCUCACCUUUUUUUUCAAUGUAAAUGGAAUUAAAUUUAUUUGA
Messenger RNA from Megalops cyprinoides (Indo-Pacific tarpon), 4231 nucleotides. RefSeq names its product myosin light chain kinase family, member 4b (gene mylk4b). NCBI's taxonomy places the organism in Eukaryota, Metazoa, Chordata, Actinopteri, Elopiformes, Megalopidae. Gene Ontology annotation, biological process: positive regulation of apoptotic process; protein phosphorylation; intracellular signal transduction. The coding region runs from base 342 to 3014 and encodes 890 amino acids. Gene Ontology annotation, molecular function: protein serine/threonine kinase activity; ATP binding. The transcript has 14 exons. The record is from RefSeq and is a predicted model, not a curated record. Gene Ontology annotation, cellular component: nucleus; cytoplasm.